Thalassophryne amazonica is the source of this 4382-nucleotide messenger RNA. RefSeq names its product tyrosine kinase, non-receptor, 2b (gene tnk2b). Gene Ontology annotation, biological process: regulation of keratinocyte differentiation; negative regulation of epidermal growth factor receptor signaling pathway; protein phosphorylation. Bases 163 to 3903 code for a protein of 1246 amino acids. The record is from RefSeq and is a predicted model, not a curated record. The transcript is spliced from 17 exons. Gene Ontology annotation, molecular function: protein tyrosine kinase activity; ATP binding; protein binding. NCBI's taxonomy places the organism in Eukaryota, Metazoa, Chordata, Actinopteri, Batrachoidiformes, Batrachoididae. Gene Ontology annotation, cellular component: extrinsic component of cytoplasmic side of plasma membrane.
CUGGACUGGACUAAUCUCCAGAAAACCUCUGGCUCCACAAUGCUGCACAACUUUUAAUCUGUUGGAGUGUCUCCUUUCUACUUUGAAGUGCUACAUGAAUGCCCCAUUAACUUCUGCAAGGAACAGAACCUAGCGAGAGGCUGUCAGGAGGAUUUAGGCACCAUGGAAUGUUGCACAUUUGCACACUGGAUCAGAGGAAGUUUUACUUCCCCCUCUCUGGUUCAGAGCUGUGGACCUGAAUCCAUGGAGCAUUUGAUCCACAAUGAUUUGGAAUGUCAAGCUCUUGAGUACUGUGGCUUUGGGAUUGGCUUAACAGAAAGGCAGUCAUCUCUGAGAAUUUGCACGUGCACAUACGCUUUUGCACAUACGAAGGACUUCAGGAUGAGACGCUUCGACAAGCUGAAGAAGGCAUUCCCCUUCCUGGCACACUUUCAUGUAUAUAGAAAACUUGGUAGUAACAUGCAUGGCGAGGAAGGCACAGAAUGGCUUCUGGAGCUGUUGAUGGAGGUGCAAUUGCAACAGUACUUCCUACGUAUCCGAGAUGACCUUAAUGUCACACGGCUGUCGCACUUUGAUUAUGUCAAGAAUGAGGACCUGGAGAAGAUUGGAAUGGGUCGUCCAGGCCAGAGACGACUGUGGGAGGCUGUGAAGAGGAGGAAAGCAAUCUGCAAGCGCAAAUCCUGGAUGAGCAAGGUGUUUAGCGGUAAGCGUCCAGAUGGUGAUGACUUCCCCCAGCAGGAGCAGCAGGCCUCUUCCUUCCAAAAACUGUCUCCCACAUCUCCCCUGGGUGUGGGAGAAGGAGUUCUGACUGCACAGCCUGGUGGUGGCAGCGCUGUCCUUGAUGGGCAGCAUGCUUUGACCUGCCUCAUCCCAGAGAAAGACCUGACUCUGUUUGAGAAGUUGGGUGAUGGCUCCUUUGGUGUUGUGAAGAGAGGAGAGUGGCUGACACCCGCAGGGAAAUUGCUUAACGUAGCCGUGAAGUGUCUGAAGACAGAUGUGCUCACCCACCCUGAUGCUCUGGAGGACUUCAUCUGUGAAGUCAAUGCUAUGCACUCACUUAACCAUCAGAACCUCAUUCGCCUAUACGGUGUGGUGCUCACACACCCAAUGAAGAUGGUAACGGAGCUGGCUCCUCUGGGUUCUCUGCUGGAUCGACUGAGAUGUGUUCAUCCACAGGGCCCAGUGUUGAUCCACACUCUCUGUCAGUAUGCUGUGCAGGUGGCCUGUGGCAUGGCUUACCUGGAGCAAAGAAGGUUCAUUCACAGGGACCUGGCAGCCAGGAACAUCCUGCUGGCUUCAGUGCACAGAGUGAAGAUUGGUGACUUUGGUCUGAUGAGGGCGCUGCCUAACAACAAUGAGCAAUAUGUCAUGCAGGAGCAUCGCAAGGUCCCUUUUGCAUGGUGUGCCCCAGAGAGUCUGAAGACUAGAACCUUCUCCCAUGCCACAGACACAUGGAUGUUUGGAGUCACUCUGUGGGAGAUGUUCACACAUGGGCAGGAGCCUUGGCUAGGUCUUAAUGGGAGUCAGAUCCUGCACAAGCUUGAUAAAGAAGAUGAGUGCCUCCUUAAGCCAGAAGACUGUCCACAGGAUAUUUAUAAUGUCAUGUUGCAGUGCUGGGCUCAGAAACCAGAUGACAGACCAACCUUUGUCGCCCUGCGGGAGUUUCUGCUUGAGACCAUGCCCACAGACAUGUGUGCUCUCCAGGACUUUGAUGAGCCUGACAAACUCCAGAUCCAGGCUAAUGAUGUCAUCACUAUUAUAGAAGGCAGGGCAGAACAUUAUUGGUGGCGUGGUCAGAACAAGCGUACUCUUAAGGUGGGCCAGUUCCCGAGGAAUGUCAUGACUUCAGUUGCCGGUUUGUCUGCUCAUGACAUCAGCCGUCCUCUCAAGAACAGCUUCAUCCACACAGGCCACGGAGACAGCAACCCUCAACGCUGCUGGGGCUUCCCUGACAGGAUUGAUGAUUUGUACCUUGGGAAUCCCAUGGACCCUCCUGAUGUCUUUGGCUUAGAUCUCAGUGCUGCUCAGCCCACACAGCUGCCAGGUCGAUCCAAAAAACCUUUCUAUGAUCCCGUAAACCAGGAUAAUGAUUUUACUUCUACAGGAUUGAAGGGACUAUCACUUCGAAAAACCGGCCCCAUCAAGGGCCUCAAACUGAAACCUGCUGCCUGGGUGCCUGCUUCCAAACAGGGAAGCAGCCAGACAUCUGGAUCAGGCUAUAAUCCCAACAGUGAAGUGUCACUCAUUGAUUUUGGGGAGGAGUUUUCUGUAUCCACACCCUCUCCUUCUCCAGGGGUUGAAAUUCCAGUCCCCUCAUUGACGAAGCUGGUUUUGGAGACUGAAAACAUCUGGGACCGCAUUCCACCUCAGAGCCCGUCUAGAUCACUGCCACAACCACUUCACCCUAUGCCAGUAGUGGACUGGGAUACCCGACCAUUACCUCCACUUCCAGCCUAUGAUGAUGUAGCCCAAGAUGAAGAUGAUAUGGAGGUGAGUUCCAUCAAUAGUGCUGAGCAGCAGCAUGAAGAGAACAGUGACCGUCUCUCUUCUGAACCGAGGGGGGAAUGGGACACUGCUGUACCUGGAGGUAAAGACAGACUAAGUCUUGAAGACAACCUGUUUCUCCCCACCAAGCAGAGCCAAGGGCUGUCUUCCUCUUUUUCCCAAUCAGAAGAGAUUUUCCAAGAACUCCAGCAAGAGUGCAUGCGGAGGCUCAAUGUGUCCACUGGAGGUGCUGCUCAUUUAAGUUUCCCUCUGCAGAGCUCAUCUUCAUGUUCUCAGAACCAGGACAUACCCCAGUCAAUUGAGGACAAACCUCAGAUCCCUCCUCGUAUCCCCAUACCACCUCGCACUGCAAAACGAGGUGACUACUUGCCUAUUCAUUGGUCAAGGGAGGUCUCAUCAUCUCCAACACCAACCAACACCACAGAGGAUGUCUCUGGUCCAAACCAUGACCAACCACCUCAGAUCCCUCCCAGGGACCCUUUGUCCCAGCCACCCACAAGGACCCCUAGCCCCAUGGGCCAUGUCGUGGGCUACCCCCAUCAGAGGGUCUAUUCAGUCAGCCCCACUACCACACAGGCUUCACUAACCUCCUGCACAUCCACACACACCUAUGGUACCUACCUCUCCACUUCUCCAGGUAAACCCAUGCCUAUGACACACAGCUUUGCCUCAGACCCUAAUUAUGCUGCACCUAAAGUGAUACAGGCACAGGGCAAUGACUCCGCCAAUAAGGGCCCGUGUAUUCUUCCCAUUGUCCGUGACGGACGUAAAGUUAGUAACACACACUAUUACCUUCUGCCAGAGCGGCCCCCGUACCUUCACCAGUAUGAUCGUUUCUUCAGGGAAGCGGAGAGUCUACCUGCCAGCGGCAUAGAAGAAAGGCACGUUCGGCAAACAAACACCGCCACUGUCAGGCCUAUGGUGUUCAGCAACAAGACUGUCCACGGACACAUUCAGGGGCAGGUGCAAGGGCUUGUCCAGCAGAGUGAAGUGAAGGCAAAUUUUUCCACAAACAAUAACAGUGGUCUCAGUGAGACACAGACAGGGAUAAAGACAUCAGUUAGUCUUCCCCGGGUCUGUUCAGAGGGUGUAACAGCACCAGGAGUCACAGUUUCCUGCAUUAGGAUGGAUGGAGGCGGGGUAUCAGCUGAAAAGAUCAAAAUGGUGCAACAGGGUGUCCACGGUGUGACAAACGAGGAGUGCCAAAGUGCCCUUCAGAACCACAGCUGGAAUGUCCAGAAAGCUGUGCACUACCUAAAGGUGGAGCAGCUGUUCUGUCUGGGUUUGAGGAGUAGAGCCGAAUGUCUAAAAUUGCUGGAAAUGUGUGACUGGAAUUUGGAGGUCGCCAGCACUCAGAUGCUCGAUAACUAUGGUUCAACAACAAGGCAGAGACGGUGACAGAAAUCUGAAAGUGCCCAGAUCUGAUUGGAACUUCAUCUUGAGUUAAACAUCAGAGGAGGUGAAUCUGCUCCUGACCUUUCCGCUUUGACUUCUCAGUUGCACAUCCAAUCAGAAGACGUAUUUGGAGGAAUGAAGCACAUUUGUGUUGAACAAGCACAGAACGCCAAACUUAAUUUCACACUGCUCAUAGAUGGAAGAAUCUAAUCUGUGGCUGAAGGAAGAGCAUGGGUUUGGAUCAUAUUUUGUUAGACCUGGAGGUGAUGAGGUUUUUGCACCUUUGAAGACAUCCACCAUUUUUUGCAAAGUUGCUGGAAUUUACAAAUGUACUAGUACUUGUUUUCACACCUUAAUAGAGACCAUUUAUGCUCUCAUAUCUGGAUGUUACUACACUACUAUUACUGCCAUAAAUACAUGCUGGCCAGCUGUAGGGAGGUGAGGUUCAAAUAUUUCUGUUUCACGUAAGAAAUGAACCCAAA